UCUCCUCUGCCAACUCGCAGUUCAAAGUCUGAAUCAGUGUAUUUUCUAAUUUUCCACUCAAAGGAGGAUAUGGCAACGGAGCUUUGGGCAGAAAGGGACAAAACGGGGUCUACUUCUGCUCUAGGAUAAUCUAGGAUAAAAUCCCUGUGGCUUGAAACAAUGCUGUAAACACCCAGAAAGCUGGAAAAAAAGGUAUUCUUUUUGGCUGAAAGUCUUUAUGGCUAAUGCAGGAAUUCUCUCAUUAGUUACUCAUUGCCUCAGCAAGUCCCAUAAAACAGCCAGCAGAGCCCAGCAAAUACUUCAGUGUUGUGGGAGCUCAGAAAUCCAGGAACUGAACGAGGCCUUGAACCCAUUUUAUGGACUCACUUCCCACUGAACAACCAUAAAAUAUUAAAAUUCUGACCCUAUAAAUAAGGAGGCAAAAGAACUGUGCAUUUCCCAGCAGAAGCAGCCCCUCCAGAGACUCUUCCCAAGAGCCAGCUCUGCUCUGAGAUGGUGCAGAGACGCAGCCUCACCGUCCCCUACGGAGCCGUCCUUGCUGUUUCCUUCUUGGCACAUGUGGCCACAGGUUUGGAGCUGUCUGUAAAUAACCAUGCUGCUGACUUCACGCUGUCCACACAGCUUGGCCCUGCCAUCUCCCUCUCGUGCCUGGUACACAACAGCAGCCAGGCUGAGGAGCUGCUGUGGUACCGUGGAGAUGGGCAGGUGGGGCUGAAAGAGGGGAACAAAGUGAACAUCAGCAACAUCUGCAUAUCCCCGGUCAACGAGUCCGACAACGGGGUCACCUUCACGUGCAAGCUGGCCCGGGACAAGUCUGUGCAGGUGUCUGUGAUCCUGGAUGUCCAGUUUCCUCCCCAGCUGAGCGGAGAGGAGACCCUCCACGUGGAAGAAGGCAAAGAUGCUACUCUGACCUGCAACUCCAAAUCCAACCCUCAAGCCCAAACCUCCUGGUAUAAGAACAACCACAACCUGACCCUGCAGCAAGGUCGCCACGAGCUGUACCAGACCAGUGAGGUCAUCCGGCUCUCCAUCAGGAAAGUGCAGAAGUCUGACAACGGGACCUACACCUGCAUGGUGCAAUCACCCCUGGGAAAUGGGAUGAGGGAUUUCCACCUCGUAGUUGAAGAUAAAAAACCUGUUUUUCCCACGGAGGCUGUUAUUGCUGCUGUUGUGGUGGUUACACUCACAAUACUUUUUGGAAUUGUGGCUCGAAAAGACAAAUUUUUUAAGUGCUUCAAGAAACCAAGAGAAACAUCUCUGUAA
Molecule: messenger RNA, 1263 nt
Organism: Prinia subflava (tawny-flanked prinia)
Lineage: Eukaryota; Metazoa; Chordata; Aves; Passeriformes; Cisticolidae
Gene: TMIGD1
Product: transmembrane and immunoglobulin domain containing 1
Exons: 6
Coding region: 493-1263 (256 amino acids)
Source: RefSeq, a predicted model, not a curated record